Lolium rigidum is the source of this 419-nucleotide messenger RNA. Its product is annotated as 40S ribosomal protein S30. The record is from RefSeq and is a predicted model, not a curated record. The transcript has 2 exons. Lineage: Eukaryota; Viridiplantae; Streptophyta; Magnoliopsida; Poales; Poaceae. Gene Ontology annotation, cellular component: cytosolic small ribosomal subunit; ribosome. Gene Ontology annotation, molecular function: structural constituent of ribosome. Gene Ontology annotation, biological process: translation. Bases 51 to 239 code for a protein of 62 amino acids.
CCUCCAAGCCUCCGCCGCCGCAGCUCCGCCGCCUCAGCUCCGCCGUCGACAUGGGUAAGGUUCACGGAUCGCUGGCUCGUGCCGGGAAGGUGCGCGGGCAGACCCCCAAGGUCGCCAAGCAGGACAAGAAGAAGCAGCCCCGCGGCCGCGCCCACAAGAGGAUCCAGUACAACCGCCGCUUCGUCACCGCCGUCGUCGGCUUCGGCAAGAAGCGCGGCCCCAACUCCUCCGAGAAGUAGAUGCGCGUGACGGGUUAAUUAAAGAAGCUUCUCUUUCCUUGCACUAGUUUCCUCUCGUGUUUGUCUUUGCGCAAGAAGAUGGAAGAAGAACCGUACUUACUGUUUUGGCUCGUGUAAUGGAUUGAGAUGGAACUCAUGUGUUAAGUAUGCCUGCUUCAUUUUAGUUGAGAAUUUGAGAUA